This is a messenger RNA of Cyclospora cayetanensis, 885 nucleotides long. Its product is annotated as sporulated oocyst TA4 antigen-like. The transcript has 5 exons. The record is from RefSeq and is a predicted model, not a curated record. NCBI's taxonomy places the organism in Eukaryota, Apicomplexa, Conoidasida, Eucoccidiorida, Eimeriidae. Bases 1 to 885 code for a protein of 294 amino acids.
AUGCGUUUUUUCGGAGAUUUAAAAAAACGCAGGGGGAAUGGAAAUUCCGAUUCUAUGAAAGGGGAGGGAAACGAGGCGUACUUAUAUUCAACGGGAGCAGCCGGACACGCCGGCCACCUGGCUGGCAUGUCUUUCUGCGGAAGUUUGGGACAGGGUAGCCAUAAAUAUCUAUAUUGUUCUCCAAAUCGUUUACAAAAGAUGGCGCCGUUCAGCCUCCUCUCUCUCGCAAGCGCCUCGUUGCUCCUUGCUCACGGCGCCUUCGCAGAAGAUACCAGCGUCGGAACCGAGGUGGACUGCACUACAGCAAUGAACGCGCUCAGGAAGAAAGCGGGCCUCGAGGCUUUCACGAUACACACAAGCGUGGACGCAUACCAUCUCCCAGUGGGAACCCAUCUAGCGGGGGAUAAAGUUACUACAGAUAAAAAAGAGGAGGUGAAAGAACUCUGUACCAAGAUCCUGGGGAAUACAGCUGAUACAAGCAAACGAGUCGAUGGGGAUAAGGUAAACCUGGUUGCGGUCCAGGAGGGGCUAUCGGCGGAUUGCUCGGCUGCAGUUGACUACUGGAGGGGUGCUUUCCCGACAUUUACCGGUAAACCCCAGAAGUUCACUGGAAAUCAAUACGACGGUAAACAAGUCUCGUUUCUCGGGCUUUUAAACCCAAAAAGCGGCGCUAGCGUGAAUUGUGCAUACUACAAUUGCGCUAAGGAGAGUGGAGAAGGCUCGUUUAACGGGUUGAUAUGUAGAACACAGAUGAACGUCAACGACGGCGAACUUUUCACCGACGAGCAGUGGGAUAAGAUUGUUCAAGCGUUCGAUUCAGGAGCUGCGGCACUGCCUACGAUGAUGGCAAUAGGGGCAGCUUUUGUUGGAUUAUUUGUGUACUAG